This is a messenger RNA of Gymnodraco acuticeps, 3337 nucleotides long. RefSeq names its product Rho GTPase activating protein 24 (gene arhgap24). Gene Ontology annotation, cellular component: focal adhesion. Bases 462 to 2858 code for a protein of 798 amino acids. Lineage: Eukaryota; Metazoa; Chordata; Actinopteri; Perciformes; Bathydraconidae. Gene Ontology annotation, biological process: negative regulation of ruffle assembly; negative regulation of Rac protein signal transduction; wound healing, spreading of epidermal cells. The record is from RefSeq and is a predicted model, not a curated record. Gene Ontology annotation, molecular function: GTPase activator activity. The transcript is spliced from 10 exons.
AGACAGAGUGUGAGCCAGGAUGACUGGAGGAGUUAGGACUGCAUAGGCUGCAGUGUGAGGGGGAAAGAGUGUGUGUGUGUGCAUAUGGGUUUGCAUGUGUCUGGGUGGAUUCCCGCUGUACUGCUGCCCCAUGUGUGACUGUGCUGACCGCGACAGCCAUCCUGUUCACAGCGGAGACUUUCUCAGCAUGCAGAUGGUGUGAGCAGUCAGGGGAAAAGUUUAUAGCAGCUCGUCUGAUCCUCUGCUAACUCCAUCCACUCUGCACGCACCGAGUUUGUUCAGGGGAGCAGCAGAAGGAGCUGGAGUACAACUUCAGCUCUUCUCACCCCGGGAUCUCUGUUGCUGUUGAUUGAUUACCUGUCACAGGAUUGGAUACAAAAAGGUGUGUUCAUCACCACCACCACACAUCAGAGCUGAGGGAUUCGACAAGGCUUUUAAUUUGAAAGAUUAGAAUUGCUGCAAUGGACGAGCCGUGUGUGUCCCACAGCAGUCCCCAGCGCAGUGGAGGUCAGGCCGGCACAGAGGUCCAGCGGCAGGGACGACCCAGUGUCAUCAGGUGUGGGUGGCUCAGGAAGCAGGGAGGAUUUGUCAAGACUUGGCACAGUCGCUGGUUUGUUCUGCGAGGGGACCAGCUCCACUAUUACAAAGACGAGGAGGAGACCAAGGCCCUGGGAGCCAUUUUCUUACCUGGAAACAAAGUUACAGAACAUCCAACCAGCGGCGAUGAAGGAGGGAAAUUUCUCUUCGAGAUCAUUUCAGGGGGAGACAGAGAGCGGAUGACAGCCAACCAUGAGACCUACCUUCUUAUGGCCAGCACCCAGAAUGACAUGGAGGAUUGGGUGAAGACGAUCCGCAGGGUCAUCUGGGCUCCUUUUGGCGGAGGGAUUUUCGGUCAGAAGUUGGAGGAAACUGUGCGCUAUGAGCGCCGGUUUGGGAACAAGCUGGCCCCUAUGCUAGUGGAGCAGUGUGUGGAUUUCAUCCGGCAGUGGGGCUUGAGGGAGGAGGGCCUCUUCAGGCUGCCCGGACAGGCCAACCUGGUCAAAGAGCUGCAGGACGCCUUCGACUGUGGAGAAAAACCUUCUUUUGAUUGUAACACGGAUGUGCACACAGUGGCCUCUCUCCUGAAGCUGUACCUCAGAGAGCUGCCGGAGCCCGUCGUCCCCUUCAACAAGUUUGACGAUUUCCUGGCCUCCGCAAAGCUCCUCAGCAAAGAUGAUGAAAUGGGUAUGAAGGAGUUGAGAAAGCUUGUGGAAGAUCUACCUCGGGUAAACUACAACCUUCUGAAGUACAUCUGCAGAUUUCUAGAUGAAGUCCAGUCGUAUUCAGGGGUGAAUAAAAUGAGCGUCCAAAACUUGGCCACAGUCUUCGGGCCAAAUAUCUUGAGGCCGAAGGUCGAGGAUCCAGUCGCUAUUAUGGAAGGUACUGUUCUGGUCCAGCAGCUCAUGGCCGUUCUGAUUGGCCGCCAAGACGUGCUGUUCCCCCUGGAAGAGGACAGCCCCACGGCCCUCGAGCUUGCCAACAACAACAAUAUCGAGCUGCCACGUGGACAAGCCACCACAACUACCUCCGCCAUCACUACGGUGACCCAGAACACCGAGAACAACAACACACAGGUGGUGCGGCAGUGUGUUUGGGAAGCACCCGAAUCUCCGUCACACCGCCAGCACGUGGACAACAAUGUCUCCCCGCGAUCGGCCAGCCCUCGUAACGGUGUCAUCGGACGCUUUGACAUCACCCGCAGUCCACCAAUGACUGUUAAAAAGAACCCAGCUUUCAGUAAGGGCAGCGGGAUCGUAACAAACGGCUCCUUCAGCUCCUCGCCCUCUUCAGACCCCAGUCAGGAGAAGAGCCAGACUCUAACAGGAGGCGGGAGUUUACCGGUGCGCCGCAGUGGGACGCUCAAAGGCUCCGGCACCAAAAUGGGCACCAGUGGCGUGACGAGUGGUGGCAGCGCCGGAGGGAACGGAACUGGAGUUGUGCGUAUGGGCCUAUCCGGCACUGAUGUGGGUCUGAACGGCCGCAACGGUCUGUGGGUACCAAAUGGCUGCGUCACGUUACGAGACAACAACAAAACCCGAGACAGCACCCAAGUGGAUCAAACAUCCAAUCAGAACCGCCUGUCCACGUACGACAACGUCCAGUUAAACCACCACAACCUGCAGCAGCAGAACCACAUCGCCAACACGUGUCUGAACAGCAGCUGCGAGGACAAGCAGAGCGUGGACAGCGCCACUUGGUCCACCUCCUCCUGUGAGAUCUCCCUGCCGGACAACUCCACCUCCUGCCGCUCCUCCACCACCACCUGCCCCGAGCAGGACUUCUACGGAGGUCACUACGAGGACAUCGAUGGAGCGGUGCGAGACACUGAGCCCAAGUCUGGUGGAGGAGGGGAGGGGGAGGUCAGGAACAUCAACAGAGAGGGCAGUGGAGAAGGAGCGGGGGGGAGCAGUCGGGGCACCAGCAGCAGUGAUAACAGUGAAGGAUACACUGUGGGGAAUGGAGCUGGGAGCCACAGUGCUCUGCACAGCCUAGUGGCCAGUCUCAAACAGGAGAUGAACAAGCAGAAAACCGAGUACGAAGCCAGGAUAAAAAGCUUGGAGCAGCGUAACGUGGAGCUGGAGACGGAGAUGGUGAGCCUCCACGAGGAGCUGGACCAGGAGAGGAAGAAGUACACCAUGGCAGAGAUCAAGCUGCGCAACGCGGAGCGCGCCAAGGACGACGCUGAGCGGAGGAAUACGAUGCUGCAGAAAGAGAUGGAGCAGUUUUUCUCCACGUUCAGCGACCUCACUGCGACUGGAAACCCCCCAGCAGCCGACCCCCGCCGACCAGAUCGUAACAACCCCAUCUGGAUACAGUGAAGGGAGGCUUAUGAUGUGAUGUGAACAAUAUGAGUGCUCCAAACAGGAUUUGGCUGCUGGUUGUUAAGGGAAAGUUACAAUGCAAAGGUUAAUGGCAUGUUAAUUUAAGAAAUAAGAGGUGUAUGGCUAAUGAGAGCCACCUGUAUAAAGAUAGACAUCACCUGGAGUGAUGCCAGACUGACAAUAUGUGUAAAUACAGUGUUAUUUAAACAGCUCCCAGACACUCAUCUGACUGAAGAGGAUUGAAGGCACACCAUAGUCCAUGAUGAUGCGUCAAAAAGGUUGCGUUUAGCCGACAAACAUAAAAACCUUGGACCUGUAAACACAAAAAAGACCAUGCAUAUAUUUAAUUAUCUUUUAAAAAAAUCUAACCAAAAACAUCUUGUUGUUCCGUGUAAUUCUGUAUCUGCUCAUGUACAUAGAGGGAAACGAUGCAGAAAAGUGUCAUGUAUGUAAAAAUAAAUGAAAAAGUAAUAUUU